Messenger RNA from Elephantulus edwardii (Cape elephant shrew), 444 nucleotides. RefSeq names its product 40S ribosomal protein S11-like. Gene Ontology annotation, biological process: translation. The transcript has 2 exons. Lineage: Eukaryota; Metazoa; Chordata; Mammalia; Macroscelidea; Macroscelididae. Gene Ontology annotation, molecular function: structural constituent of ribosome. Gene Ontology annotation, cellular component: cytosolic small ribosomal subunit; ribosome. Bases 1 to 444 code for a protein of 147 amino acids. The record is from RefSeq and is a predicted model, not a curated record.
AUGCAGAGACCCCCUUUUUCCAAGCGGCCAGAAAGAUGGCAGACAUUCAGACCGAGCGCGCCUACCAGAAGCAGCCGACCAUCUUCCAGAACAAAAAAGAGAGUGGUGUUGGGUGAAACCGGCAAGGAAAAGCUCCCGCGUUAUUACAAGAACAUCGGUCUGGCCUUCAAGACACCCAAGGAGGCCAUCGAGGGCACCUGCAUUGACAAGAAAUGUCUCCAUCCGAGGGCGAAUCCUGUCUGGUGUGGUGACAAAGAGUUCAUGCUUGGGAGGGUGGAGGGACCUUCGUCAUCAGCCGAGAUUACCUCCACUACGUCCGCAAAUGUCCAGAUCGGCGACAUCGUCACCAAGGGCGUGUGCUGGCCUUUGAGCAAGACCGUGCGCUUCAACGUGCUCAAGGUCACCAAGGCCGCAGGCACCAAGAAGCAGUUCCAGGAGUUCUGA